This is a messenger RNA of Penicillium lagena, 528 nucleotides long. RefSeq lists its product as uncharacterized. The coding region runs from base 1 to 528 and encodes 175 amino acids. NCBI's taxonomy places the organism in Eukaryota, Fungi, Ascomycota, Eurotiomycetes, Eurotiales, Aspergillaceae. The record is from RefSeq and is a predicted model, not a curated record. The transcript is spliced from 2 exons.
AUGAUCAACGGCGUUUCUGUACCGGCAAAAUACCAUAAUAUUGCCGGGGAAAAUAGCGAUGUGUACAUCGUAUCGCGUAGUAAUUACUAUGGCAGACUAGGUAUCCCUUUUGCACAAAGGGUCUCCCGGUCGCCCCCAAACCACCGGCCCUACGCCGGCUGUUUUAGUGCUGCAAGUUGCCCGAUUUCCACUACAUUUGAAAAAACCUCAGCUAUUUCUGAAGCUGACUUCCCCUUCCAUUUAAUAGCGCGGCAUCUACCCGGCAACCGGCCGGGGGUGGUUGCCGGGAGACCCUCUGUCGUCCGCACUCCAGUGCCUACGGCCAAAGUAGCCGAACUCCUCUUCGUAGCUAUAUCCUUCUGCAAAAACAUCGGUCAUCGCCGGGAUGCUGUCCUUAAAUUCUUCAACAGGGAUCUGUUUGCAGAUAACCGUCUUGCCGAUAAAAUACAGGAAUCCUGUUCUAUCGCGAUGGAUUAUCACGAAGCCCUGGGUUCUCUUUACAAGACGGAAGAGGACAUUUGGGUUUGA